Messenger RNA from Triplophysa rosa, 1465 nucleotides. RefSeq names its product somatolactin beta (gene smtlb). NCBI's taxonomy places the organism in Eukaryota, Metazoa, Chordata, Actinopteri, Cypriniformes, Nemacheilidae. Gene Ontology annotation, molecular function: growth hormone receptor binding; growth hormone activity. Gene Ontology annotation, biological process: positive regulation of receptor signaling pathway via JAK-STAT; positive regulation of tyrosine phosphorylation of STAT protein; growth hormone receptor signaling pathway. Gene Ontology annotation, cellular component: extracellular region. The record is from RefSeq and is a predicted model, not a curated record. Bases 644 to 1336 code for a protein of 230 amino acids. The transcript is spliced from 5 exons.
CAUCCACACGUGACUAUCUGCUGCUUAUUUAAAACACAGUAACAUACUUAUCACUGCAAGUCUUCCAUAUCUGUUGUAAGUAUGUAAUUUUUUUUUUCACAAAACUUACAAGCAUCAACAAUGUUGACCACAUGAUAGAUCUUGACAUGAAUUUGUCAUUUUUUUACUGUAAUAUAUGACAUGUCCCUUGCUGGGGUUUUCCCAAAUCCUAAAAUCCCAAAGUUCAGUGAUGUCUCAUACGAUUAGACUUCUUUAAAUGAAAAAGUUAAGUGAAUUCAAACUGGGACACUUGAAAGGCAUCUCAACGUCAAAAAGCGCUUCAAUUGACCUCACUCUGUAUAUUUUAGGCGCUGUAACCAGUCACCAUUUCUAAUUAUAUUUAAUAUAACAUAAUAGCCUCAGCUAUUGAAAUUAACUGAAAUAGUCCCACUGUGUGAUAAAUACUACUGACGCAUAAAAUAUAAUGAUGCAUAAAAUCAAGAGCGGAGACAUGUGGCCACAAAUAUCAACUUACCAUCACUUGCGUUCAAGUUGUUUUCAUGUUUGAUUAAUUCAUAAAGGCUUUGCAGUAUUUAAGGUUGAGGUUAUUGUGCCCAGAACCACAGCCAGACCUCAGACAAGACUUUUCUUCUGUUCGGCAAAAAUGAAGCACACCACAGUUCUUCAGGUUUGUGUGGGGUUUGUGCUCUGCUCCCUGCAGGCCAUGAUCGUACCGGCUCUGGACUGCUCAGGCCAGGGUCUUGAAGGAGCUUCCUGUACCAUCUCCGUCGAGAAGCUUCUGGACCGAGCCGUUCAACACGCCGAGCUCAUCUACCGCAUCUCAGAGGAGUCCAAGAUGAUGUUUGAGGAGAUGUUCAUUCCUUUAUCAGUAAUGAACCCACAUGUUUACGGAGGGACCAUGUGUGCACCCAGAACCGUAGCAGUUCCAGCGACCAAAAGUGAAAUUCAGAAGAUCUCUGACAAAUGGCUUCUACACUCUGUAUUGAUUCUGAUUCAGUCUUGGAUCGAUCCACUGGCGGAUCUACAGGUGUCUCUGGAAAGCUACGACAAUGCCCCAAGUGUUCUGCUCAUCAGGACCAAAUGGCUGUACAUCAAACUCAUGAGUCUAGAGCAGGGUGUACUAAUUCUUAUUAAGCAGAUACUGGGUGAAGGUGGUUUGCUGUUGGAUAGCCCCGAAAAAACGGCUGAUCUCUUGGUCUCUCCUGACAUCUUUGAGUCCGUGAGGAGAGACUACAGUGUGCUCUACUGCUUCAGGAAAGACGCUCACAAGAUGGAAACGUUCCUCAAACUGCUGAAAUGCCGACAGACAGACAAGCAGAACUGCUCCGUUUUCUAGAACGAAAUCUCGACGCCAAACUUCUCCUGCCAAAUUAUUUGAACCGAUACUAUGCCGCAGCUAUUUCUGUUCGCACAAUAUAAAUCACACACGAUCUGUUUGCAUAUGCACGCUUAUUUAUUUAUGAAU